AUGAACUUCAAGUCCAAGGGUGUCGAGACGAAGUCGACCAAAGAAAGCUGGCACGCUGCCAAGAAUUGGGACGAGCUGCCGCUUCGUGAGCAGCUUGACACGGCAGAGUACAAAAAGCUCGAGCGAAGCGCAAGACUCAAGAUGGACCUGCAGGUCGUGCCAAUCUGCUUGCUACUGUACUUGCUCUCCUUUUUGGAUAAGUCAAACAUCUCACAAGCAGUGAUCGACGGCGAAAAGCAACCCGAUGGUAGCAUCAAGAAUCCAGGAAUUAUGACAUCAUUGGGUCUUAGCCCACACGACUAUGCCGUGGCUUUGACGGUCUUGUACCCACCAUACAUGGCGUUUGAAAUCCCCUCGAAUCUGAUGAUUAAGCGCGUAACGCCAAGGAUUUGGAUUCCGUUGCUUGUGAUCGCAUGGGGCCUGGUUGAGACGCUCCAGGGGCUCGUGACGUCGCGGGCCGGGCUUUACAUCAAUCGUGUAUUUUUGGGCGCAGCGGAAGCUGGUAUCAUGCCAGGUAUUGCGGUAUAUCUGACAUUUUUCUACAAACCCAGCGAGCUGCAGUUUCGACAGGCUUUCUUCUUCACAGGUGCAUCGCUCAGUGGUGCAUUCUCCGGUCUGUUGGCUACAGCGAUUCGCAAGAUGGACGGCAUCGCUGGCCAACACGGAUGGCAAUGGGUCUUCUAUUUGGAAGGCAUUUUUACUGUCCUAGUUGGGUUUCUUUGUUUCUUUCUUCUGCCGAAUCGACCUGAAUCGUGUUUCCUAUUAACAUCGAAGGAGCGGCGCAUCGUAGUCGAGCGCCUCUCAGAAGCAAGAGAAACGUAUCGGGAUCGGCCCGAACUCGCCUUGAAACUUGAACAGACGGUGCCAGAUGUAAGUGAGGAACAGGCUCCACCGCCCGUCCCAUCGCCGUGGCAUCGAGAGGUAUUGCGUGCCUUCCGAGACAUUAGGCUACUGCUAUUGGGUGCUCUAGGAUUUUGCGUGAGUAUGUCCAUUUUUUCCGUUGCAUACUUCAUGCCAACUAUCGUCAAGGAAAUGGGCGAUUACAGUGCUGCACAAGCCAUGCUCAUGUCCUGCCCACCGUAUGCUGUCUCUUUCGCAUACAGUCUUAUUGUUGCUGUUGCAUCUGACCGCCUACGGAUGCGAUACGCAUCGAUCAUGAUCGGUCUCGUACUGUGUGUCAUUGGUUUUGCCGUUGUUCUCGGCUGCGAACGAUCUAUGGUUCGUUAUGGAGGCAUUAUCCUGCUGACAUGUGGUGGAUACGCAGGACCACCGUGCUUGUUCGCAUGGGCGGCCAACAAUUCUGCGGGGCAUUACAAACGUGCAACGGCUCUUGCGCUGAUUAUCAUUCUAGACAAUUGCAGUGGUCUGGCGUCAUCCUGGCUGUUUAAUUCCAAAACAGAGGCACCCCGCUUCACUCGUGGCGUGGCAACAAACUUGGCCAUUGCCGCUUUCGGUUUGAUCGUUGCCACAGCCAUUGAGCUACUCGUUUAUUAUGAGCGGAAGCAACGCAAGAGCGGACGACGGGACGAUCGUGUUAUUGAAUUGUACAAGAAGACUGGCUGGAGCCCCGAGCAAUUGCGCGACUAUAUGGGUGAUGAUCACCCAGAGUACUAUCUUGAAAUGUAA
Messenger RNA from Malassezia globosa CBS 7966, 1626 nucleotides. RefSeq lists its product as uncharacterized. Gene Ontology annotation, molecular function: transmembrane transporter activity. Gene Ontology annotation, cellular component: membrane. The record is from RefSeq and is a predicted model, not a curated record. The transcript has a single exon. Gene Ontology annotation, biological process: transmembrane transport. NCBI's taxonomy places the organism in Eukaryota, Fungi, Basidiomycota, Malasseziomycetes, Malasseziales, Malasseziaceae. Bases 1 to 1626 code for a protein of 541 amino acids.